Molecule: messenger RNA, 6813 nt
Organism: Symbiodinium natans
Lineage: Eukaryota; Dinophyceae; Suessiales; Symbiodiniaceae
Source: the annotation of a GenBank genome assembly
AUGUUUGCCUUCGACGAGCUGGACGAGCAGGAGGCGGCGGCUGUCGAGCGCGAUGCGGAGGCCUCCGGCUUCAUCGACUUCGACGCACUGGAUGCCGCAGAGCAGGAGCGGGACGGAGACCCGCAGCGCGCGCAGCACGCGCAGACGGACACGGAGAUCGCGCAGCGCUGCGCCUUCGAGCGCGAGCGGAGCAGCUUCGUCUGCCAGCGGCACACCCCGACAGGCCUCUUCUUCCGCCUCGCCCUGCCUCGCUCCCCGGCAGAGCUGCGGCAGCUUGGUGCCUCUUGGCUCACCCGCGCGCUGCGGCGGGCACGAACACUGCCGGAGGACGCGGUGGUCUCCGACAUUCUAGCAAUUCGGCCACUGUCCGCAGAAGGCGCUUGCCAGCUGAUGGAGGUGGUCUUCACGCCUCCUCGCGAUCCGCAGUUUUUGGUGGUGCACUUUUUUCAGGAUGGAUCCAGCCAGGCCAAGGGACUCGAAGGAAUCCUGCGCUCCAAACUGUGUGACACGAGUUUCGUCAGCGGCAUCAACUUCCUGCGCCUAUUGGAAUCCGAGCUGGAGGUUCCCCCACGAUUCUUCUUCGGGGAUGUCUGCGACGGUGGAGCCUCAGGCUUGCUCAUCACCGAGUGGUCGCGCGUGCCGUCCACAUUCACCUCCUUCAGCCCAGAGCCCGCCUGGGGCCUGCAGACCCAGCAGCAGUGCUACAUCAGACCGGAGGGACAUGCGAAGCUGUGUCUGACAGAAUUGGGCGGCUUUGCCUCGCCCUUCGCAGCAGCGCCGGCGCUACCCGGAGGAUCCGCGCUGACCGUCGAGACCCUGCAAGACUGGCAGGCCGCACAGGAUCAUCAGAAGUCAUGGACUCUGAUCAGCUGCGGCGGCGAAGCCCACGCGAGGCUCUGGCGGAUCCGGAGCCCCAGUGGGGCUUUCCUGGUGGCUCAGAGCAGUUCCAUCAUCGGGCUGUCUCCGCCAGCCAAGCCGGUGUCCGAAAGGGCGGAGCUGUGGACACUGAUGCCAGGUGCUUUCCCGGGAGACUUCUUCAUCCGCAGUUUCUAUGACAGCUUCCUCACCCACGCUGUCUCUUCGCGUCUCGUGACUCUGACCCUGAGCAGAGGGUCCAAGGCGAAGUGGACCAUUCAGACGCGAGCGGACUGGUUGGUAGGCGAAGUCUGGCGAUGCGCGCGGCCUCUCGAGAUCAGGAGUGAGGGCCUCCCACUGGAGACGAUGCAAGAGAUCAUGGUCGAUUUCGCUCGACUGGCAGGUCGCUCUGCACGUCGAGGAGUCAUCCUCGAGCCCCUAGAAGAGGAAUUCAGCCCAGCUGGCCGAACGCGGCAUGCAAAGGACCCCGUGGAGCUGCUGCAGCAGGUGGCAGCCAGCCAACUCCGGCGCCUGGAGAGGCAAGGCUUCGACUCACCCCGGGCGGCCUUAGGUUUUCAGGACAGCAACUUUCUGGACAAGGCCUCGGCUGCGCAAGAGUUCAUCACACGCCUGGCAGUCGGCAUCUUCCCACAAGGCACCAUCAACAAGCAGGCCAUGAAGGACUACCGCGCGACCUUGGUGACGGCGCGUAUCAACGGAUUUGGCAUCCGAAAUUUUCUGCAGCUUCAGACGAGCUACAACGCCAUCGGAUUGGAUUUCCUGGGCGUGGACAGCCUCUACCAGACCACCUACGAGGGACUGCCUCGGCUGGCCAUACAGGAGUGGGACACCGUGACAGGCGCUGGGGCCCAUUUCUCUGCCGAUAUCAGGCUGGCCACAUUGGCAGAUUUGUCCGACGCUGAGCCGCUGCUAUUUCUGCGGGGCAUGUUGGACUGGAAGCAGACGCCUGCGAAAGGUGGCGGAGAUUUGGCUCUUGUUGAUGUCGAGGAGCAGAGGCAAGGGCAAGAGUCUUCGAUGCGGGCGCGCUGGAUAAAGGAGCUGGCAUGCUUAGUGGAAAAAUGCGGUCUUCCGGCGGCUGGGCCCUUUGUCGGGCCUCAGCGGGAAUUGGCCAUGAAACGGCUCGGAAAAGGACGGCGUCCGGCGACUUUGCGCAAGCACGUGAGAACGUGGCAGCGCAUUUCCCGUUGGAUCUCGUGCGCCUUUGGUGUUUCAUGGCCAUCUGCAGAGCACUUCGUCGCUUACCUGCAUGUGCGGGCCGCUGAGCCUUGUGGUCGCACUGUGCAUGCAAGCUGCCUCAAAUCUUUGCUUUUUCUGGAAUCAGCGGGCGAGCUGUCGGAGGCUGACAAGGUCAGUCGUCAUCCGGCCAUUCGUAACAGCCUCGAGGAGCUGGCCCUUGAAUUGUCAGACAAGGAUCUGCGUGGCAAGCGGCAAGCGUGUCAGUUGCUGGUCACACAGGUCUGCGCCAUGGAACGUCUUGUGGUGAGUGGCAAGGGGCCUCGCAAGAAGCUGGAAGUGCUGUUCGCCUACGUGUCCAAGGAUGCUUGGCUUGUGGAAGCAGAUUGGCUCAGCUGCGGUUGGCCAAGCCGAGAUCUGGAGGGCUGCGUGGGAAAAAUGGCUCGCUACUGUCGCGCUGCGGCCAUGUCACAGGCUUUGUUCCAGUCACUGGAGAUUGCGCCGUGCAAAGCGGCGGAGUUAGCAGCCUGUCCCGAUUUCCUAGAUGAGGAGAGCAUUCUGUCCAAGGUAGCGCGGCGCCUUGACGACCUGGGCUUGGGCCAUUCUGCGCUGCAGCCGUUGUACAGCUUCGCGGUGGAUUCAGCAGAAACUGCGUCACUUACAGCCAGUGAGCAUUCUGAUGAGGAUAAGGGUGUGGAGGCUUUGGCGGCAGAGUCUGAGCCGGUUCUGCUCGAAGACACAGACGCGCAUCUGGGGCGGUUUUUCCUGAGCAUUGUUGGGUCUGCGAAGCGCAAGACUCUGCACAAAGGAGGUGCAUGCCAUCGCGUUCCCGGCGUGCGCUACCGCCGCUUUGUCGACUGCGGCACUGAGUACCCACGCCGCGAUGCCUAUGACCGUGUUUGUAGGGAUUGCUUCCCACGUGGUGUGGUUGCAGGAAACGACAGCAGCUCCGAUGAAGCCGAUGGUGGAAGUGAUUGUUGUCGCUUGGCCUUGCUUGUCUUUCUUGCUUUGCACUUGCGAUCAUGGCAGAGGAAGAGCUCGCAGAAGCGCGAGUUGGAGAUGAUCAAGUCGCUGGACCCAGACCUGGCGGGCCUCUUGCAAUGCAAAGAGGUCUCACUCAAGACGCAGGCGCUGUUGGCGUCCAAGAAAGUCGAAACCAUCAGUCGCUUAUCAGCAAUGGUGGACGACCGCAAGGCUGUGCAGGAGUUCUGCGCAAAGGCGCUGGGUUUGGCGCCAGACGCCCCCGAGAGCAUGGUGGAGGUGGCGUCUGUGGUGGACGCUUGGGAAUCAGCCUGUAUGCGUGUGGAGGCCAGGAAUAAAGCGGAGGCUGAGGCAGUGGUGGGCGGCCUUCCCAAGGUCGUUGCACGCACUGAGCUGGCCCAACUGAGGGAGCGAUUCGAGGCUUCCUUCUACAGCUUGCCGGACAAGUUGAUGCCAGCCAAUGCCACAUUGGAGCAGCAUUUUGAUAUGGUAGACAAUGGAGAGUUCCAGUAUCUUUCUCUGAAGGUGUACGCGUCCAGGGAAGAUGCGGCCCGGGAGCCUUUUGCGGCUUCCAUCGACAGGAGCACGGGCACGAUCAAAGUUCGCAAAGGCCAGGCAUUGCUCCGUCGCACUUACAAUUACGCCGACUUUCUUUUGGGCGACUUCGUUCUGGGUUUGCAAGCUCGGGAUGCAGCAGGUGCCGCAGUGUCUUCACCGGCUUUGCAGCAGAUGCUGGCCUACGAGUACCAACUGCGCAAAAGCAUGAUGAAGGGUUUGAACGAGGGCAAGAGUCUGGCGUCAGCCAUGGAGCAAUCUAUGGCCGAUUUGGUUCUCAAGGAGCGCUAUUUUUGUCACCCCCUGUGCUUUGAGUGCAGUCAGCCAGGCAAGCCGGCCAAAGUGCGUGAGCACUCCCGCCGUCGUGGGCGACAAGGCGGGCCUCAAAAGGGGCUCGGCAAAGGGAAAGGUAAGUCGCUGGGUCUUGCCAAAGUGUGGAAUAAGUUGAAGCGUGUUACGGAUGACGGGCAGCAGAUCUGCUUCAAGUUCAAGGGUCAGUGCGCGCCCGUGGUGGGCAGUGCCGCUGGCAGUGCACCGGCUGCGGCGGACGCUGCUGCGGCCGGCUACUGCGGUUCCGGCCGGCCCAUCCAGGCAUCUUACAAGGGCAGGUCACGUUCUAUCCAUGAUGGCGGUGGUUUGUGCUCUCCGGGGAGAUGGCCGAUUGCGUCACGCCGUUUCCCUCAGUCAGACAGUUUUGCCCGGGUCAGAGAGUGCGUUCGGCGCUCUUUCCUGGACUGGAUUGCUCUGCUGGAUUCGCAAGCCUCCUGCGCUGGGGGUGCGCAAGGAUUAUUUUGGCAGCUCGCAGCAGGCAGAUGUUCUUCGUCGCCUUUUGACGGGCGGCAUCUACGGCAAGCCAGACAGGAGUUGGAUGACGUUCUGCGUGAUUGUGGCGUGCAGCCAGAGCGUUGCAGUGGCGAUCGCAGAACUGAGGUGAACUUUCGUAGGCUGGCCGCGAUGCUGGAGGUGGCGGAGGACCCAGACUUUGAGUUCUUGCGCGAGUUUGCUUCUGUGGAUUCCACGUUGGGAGUUGAUGUGUUGAUGCCUCGCACACCGGCGGUCUUCGAGGAGAAGACGCGCUGGAAUCUGCCCGAGGCGGAAGGCUCUUUUGAGCCUACGUUCUGUGAGAAUUACAGAUCGGCGACAGAAAACAUGGAGGACGUUCGGCGUCAGGUGGCGGAGGGCUUGCAGCGCGGUGCGGUUGUGGCUUUGUCCAAAGAGGAGGCCUUGCGGAAGUAUGGCGGCCAGCUGGCUGUAGCGGCACUUAGUGCUGUUCCAAAGGAGGCGGGGUCGUCAGCUGUCCGCAUCAUCCACGAUGCCACGCAUCAUGUGGAAGUUAACCCUCGCAUUCGUGUCCGAGACAGACUUCGCUCGCCGAUGAUCGAUGACCUCGAGGGCGUUUUGCGGCAGCUUCGGGCGUUUUGCCUUGAUGACCCAGAAGUAAUCUACAUGCACACUGUCGGGACAUUUGGCUUGGCGUCAGCGGCGUAUCAUUGGCAGCGGCUCGCAGCAGCGGCUGUGCGCUUGGGGCACUAUCUGUGCGAGCUGGCCGCCGCGCUGUACCACUUGCUAUAUGCUGACGAUGGAUUGCUGCUUGCUUCAGGGAAGUGUUUUUGGUUGCAGAUCCUCUUUUGGCUUUACAUCUUCGAACUUCUGGAAUUCCCUUUGUCCUGGAAGAAAGUUGCUGGAGGGACGUCCUUAUGCUGGAUUGGCUACAAGCUCGACGUUGCAAAGUAUGAGAAGGGCAUUGGCCCGAGCAAGGUGGCGUGGCUCUGCGAGUGGGUUGCUGGGAGGCUGCAGGAAGGUUGCGUGCAGGGCCGCGUCAUGAAGAGCGUGUUGGGGCGGCUCUCUUUUGUGGCGGGAGCGCUGCCACAUGUCCGGCCAUUCCUGGGCCCCUUGUAUGCCUGGGUAGCUCAUCUGCCUCAGGGGCUUGUCGCAUUGCCUUUGUCGGUUUGCUUAUUGCUUGAGUUCAUCAAGAGGGAGGUGGAGCGCGGGCCGAUGACUAUGCCCCGACCUUUGCUGGAGCACGCGCAAGACAUUUUCAGGGUCGAUGCAAAGGCGGAGGGUGACAAGGUGAGCCUUUUCGCGCAAUCGCGGGCCCUGGAGCUCAUCGCCACACUGGUGGCGGUUUGCGUUUUCGGGCCUAGCGCAGUGUGGCGUCAGAGCACAGCAAUAGCGGUCGUUGCCGGCUUGACGGACAACGCUGGGUCGGUUCUGUCAUUGUCUUGGGUGCCGCGAGAGCAGAAUGUCCCCGCGGACGCGCUGACCAACGAGGACUUCAAUGGUUUCGAUCCGCGCAAGCGGGUGAGUGUUGACGUCACAGAGCUUGGCUUCAAGAUUUUGCCCAGGUUGAUGGACGCAGCGACGCAUCUCGACGGUGAGAUUCGCUUGGUCAAAGAACAGAAGCGGAGUCAGCGCUGUGUAGCAUCAGCCGGGCAAGCCAAGUCUUGCAAGAUCUUGUCGCAAUCCUUGGAGAAGCUCUUGGAAAUCUUCAUCACCACCUUGGUAGAAUCAGGAGGCCCGCAGUUGAACAAGGAGGUGCUGCUCUGGCAUGUGCUCCUGGCGGCCGCCCUGCAGUCCGUGGACUUGCUGGACGCCGUGCCGCUGCUGCUGGAGAAGAUCCCUCGAGAAAGCUGGCCGAGCAUCAAGUCGCUGGCAGAUCCAAGGCUACACGAAGGCCGCGCGGGCGAGUUGUGGCUCACGGCCAAGGCUUUCGUGCACGUGGCCAUCGUUACUCAGCGUUACGACCUGGUCGCCAAGCUGGAGAUGGGCGCUCCCGAAAUCUUCGCCACGAACAUGCUGGUUCAGAACAACCGGCGAGGAGGCAACAAACAUCUGACGGCUGUGUUUGUGGUGCCCGGCGAUGGCCGCGAGCUUCGCGCGGCGGCCUCGGUCACCUCGGAGCUGCUGAUGAUUCUGCCCCCUGAGACGCCGGGCUGCGCAAUGCUGGCAGUCGACGAGCAGGAGAUGCUGAAAACCGGUGGUGCGCAAGGCUGGGCACAGAUGGCAUUGCCCGUGCCGGGCUUCGUGGAGCUUGCAGCUUUACAGCUCUGCGCAUGGGAGGACCUCCCAAAGGCUAACGACAUGGUGCAGCCGGCGUUUGAACUGUUGAGCCUGAUGUAUCACACGAGGCGCCAGUACACGGGCAGCAACGGCCCCCUUUUCAUGGACGAGAUCUCGGCGAAGAAGCUCCACGACGCAGCUGCCCUGCAGGCAGAAGAUGUUUUCUAA